Molecule: messenger RNA, 2037 nt
Organism: Pocillopora meandrina
Lineage: Eukaryota; Metazoa; Cnidaria; Anthozoa; Scleractinia; Pocilloporidae
Source: the annotation of a GenBank genome assembly
AUGAAUGAGUUUUACCAAGAAAAUAAUUUGCUUACUGUAACUUUUUUAUACAACGUAAACGCAAUAUUUUCAGAACUGAAAUAAUCAUUAAUCCGAACAUCAGUAUGCAUAUUCUUCAUAUUGUUCUCACACAUUUUCUAAGGUGCUGACAAGGAGAAUUUGUUUAACAAUCAAGAGCUGCGUUAGUUGGUGAUUAUUUCCUCUAACAUUAGUAUGCAUAUUCUCCACACUAUUCUCCAUACAUUUCCUGUUAAAGGUGCUGACAGAGAGAAUUUGUUCAACAAUCAAGAGCUUCUUUAGUUGCGGAUCUUUUCCUCUCUUCUCGUAACCUUCAUUUCUUGAUUCAGGGGUGAUAUUGUUGGGAGAAAUUAGAUGCUAGUCACUCUUAGGAUCUCGAGCAUUCAGGUGGAAAUGAAAAGUCUGCACUCUGAUGCUCCAUCAGCGAGCCACAGUGUACUGUAAAUUUAGCUAGGCCGUUACUUUAACGUACUAUGUAUAGGUUUCUUCGAGUACAUCCAGCCGUUUCUGAGUCAAUCAAGUAAAGAAAGUUUCUCACGACGUGUGCUAUCCAAUAACACAUGCAUGAUACGUAGACUGUCCAAUUACACAGUCCAAUUAUAAGCCUGACGCCCAUACUUUCCCACUAGAGCUCAAAUCCGGCUGAUGAUUGCCAAUCAUGUUCAAGAAUUUUGUAAUGGUUUUGAUCAGCCAAUGUAGAUUUAAAUUAUAAACAAAUUAUCAAAUUUUGUCAAGGCAUUUUUGUCAGCCAAUCUCUCUGUUGGUAAGAUUUUUUUAAUUAAUUAACGUUUCCAUCAAAGAUUUUUGAGUUCUUUUCAUAGUCUUUUGAAGUUUUAUCUCUUGGUUUUAUAUAACAUUAAAAGGAAAGACGCGAGCGCUCCUUGUGGAUCUUUGCAGGUCUCCUGGAAAGGAAGCGAUGAUAAUGGGAGGGAAUCAAAGCGUUUUCUUUUUUAACGUCCGUAUACAUUACUCACUAUUGCUGAACUUUACAGCUUACCAAAUGCUGAUCGAUAGCAUUAUCGACAUACUAAGGAGGUCCACUGGUAAUGAGAAUGAAAACGCGUUGAGUAGCCGGGCACUUUCCAUUUGGUGAAAUAACGCGGCUAUAGCGCGGAGCGUUUUGAAGACUUUUUCCUGCAAGUGAACUAUACCGAAAGGAGAUUCUAUACCAAUCAAGUAAUAAUACAAGUUGAAAUAUUAUAUUCCUUCAUCGCAAACAUGAUCAAUUCUCUUUUGCUGAACAGUGAAAGGACGUAUUAGGACGCGCGCGGGUCAAGCAAAUGUACCGCUGAGAAACACUCAUCAGAAAACUUUGUAACGUACGGAGACCAGUCUUCGCAAUCUUCAUUUAUCCAGAGGGGGCCACUUCAUGGGGAUCAGUGGUCGUCAACAUAGUAUAAAAGGGGAGGGGGGGGUACCACAGAAAAUUGAUUGUCAAUUAAGUGACAAUGAGAGGGGAAUCAUAAGAAUAUUAUAAAACCCGUCUGGGGGAUAUCAGGUAAAUUUUUACCGUGACACCGUGACCAAAAUCUUCCGAACUCCUCCCCCCACUCACCCCAGGUUGUAUACAAUGACCGGUCUCUAAACUGGGGAUACACAUUCAAGACGACUGCGUCAGUGAAUGUUUGGCAUGUAAAACGAUGGAUGGUUGGCAUGUGCACCCCAAUUUUUUUUUCCAUUUGUUUCAAUUCCGUCUUCCAGAGGACUUUGUGAUAGAAUGCUAACUGACACUUGACAUCAAAAACUUUGCCAUAACAACUGAAAAAUCAUGGGAUCGAGAAUUGUGACAAUGUCUGUUACGUAAACAAACUAUUAAUGUUUCAAAUUUGUUUAUAAAAUUUUGCCUAAUUUGUCUCAUCUCUUCCUUGCUUGCCUACUUUGUCUACGAUUCAGAGGAAUCAGCUGUUCCAUACUUAUGCUACAGACGCUAUGUGUAAGGCUGGAAUCCCUGUUCUUGAUAUUUACCCGUUGACCACUGCUUGGCCUGAAGGCACCCGUGAUUCCAUGCACUACAUUGAU